Messenger RNA from Alternaria rosae, 249 nucleotides. RefSeq lists its product as uncharacterized. Bases 1 to 249 code for a protein of 82 amino acids. The record is from RefSeq and is a predicted model, not a curated record. The transcript has 2 exons. Lineage: Eukaryota; Fungi; Ascomycota; Dothideomycetes; Pleosporales; Pleosporaceae.
AUGAAGACCUUUGUCGUUAUUACUCUGAUCGCCGCCCUUGCAGCUGCAAAGCCGCAACACUACACCCGUCCCACGCAACCACCGCCAUCAGCGCGUGCUGCUCUUGCUACUCCACCGCCCAGGGUUUGCGAUCGUAGAUGCGCUGCAGAGCCGCCUACCACCUGUGGUGAGCUGUGGGAACCUGCACAACUCGGUGUAAGUAACUAUCGACUCUUCGAUUCGCAGCGAUACUUCUUGGGACUGAGCUGA